AUGGGGAAGUUGGAGGGUGUUCUACGCGAGGCGGCCAAGCGCGUGUUCAACAUCGACAUCGCGCUGACGAUCACUGGCCGUACGCAGCGCUCCGUGCAUUUGUCGACAGGAGAAAAAGUGGAAGAGCACGUCAUCUUUCUCAUCAGAACCGUCCAAAAGGAGGGCUCCCCAACUGAACUGCUCGGAAACCCGGGCCGGAUGUCGCCGAUCGGAAAAGAUUUCAAGCUGCGCGUGACGCAGGCCGACUUCAUCGCCACGUUCCCGUACCACGUGGUCGUCGACCAGGACUGCAAAAUUGUGCAGUGCGGCCGUGAGCUAUACAACUACGUCCCGCGCGAGCUGCUCGAGCCGGGCACACCGUUGAUGCGGGUCUUUGAGAUUAGUCGCCCGCAAAUUCCGCUGGAGUUUGACAUGAUUUGCAACUUUAUCAACGCAGUUUUUGUGUUGCAGGUAAAAACCACCCCAAUGGACCUCCGUCGCAGUCAGGGUCUAGACCACAAACGUGACAGCGUCGCCACCAACGUCAGCUCGACCGCCUCGAUCAGCGCCACCGGGGCCAUCAGCGAGAGUUCGGCGACCUCGUCCCGUCGUGGAUCUCGUCGGAAGCGGGCACGGCAAAUCUUCGCGAGUGCCAGAGGGUUCCCAUCCAUCACAAUCUCUUCCUAUGAUUCGACCCGAGAACUGUCGGCCAUUUUCGAUUUGGACGAGGAGGAUAUAUCAGAAGGGGAUGAAGACUCUGACUCGCAAGAACAAAUCCUGAAAGCGAUCCAAGCUAUUCAGGAAGAGCCGAGUGGGAGGGAAGAACCGGCUGGAGGCUUUGAUUAUGAUUGGGUGGCAUGUCAGAAGACGUUGCGGGGGAAGACACCCCCAAAGUACUACCCACCGUACCAGGAGCACAGCCCGCCAAGGGGGACGAAGGGCCGAACGGCCAGUCUUGUACAGUUCCCGAGGACACCGCCCGCGCCGCGCCCCGACGCCCACGUCGAGCACAGUGGACAGCAUCUGAAGCUGAAGGGGCAGAUGAUGUUGGCUGCGAAUGGGAAGACCAUCAUUUACCUUUGUUCACCAUACGUCACUAGUAUCCCGGAGUUGCUGUCAUUUGGUAUGCGACUGACUGCCAUGCCGCUACACGACGCUACUCGGGAUCUGAUUCUACUGAAUCAGCAACGUCUUAGCGAUGUCGAACUAAACCUCCAGCUCGAGGCCAACAACGAGCAACUCGAGGUGAUGGCCAAGGAUUUGGAGCUGGAGAAGUCCAAAACCGACGCGCUACUCUUCGAAAUGUUGCCAGCCUCUGUGGCUCAGCAGCUGAAAAAUGGAAUGAGCGUCGAUGCGAAGGAAUACGCCGAGGCGACGGUGAUGUUCUGCGACGUUCCCACGUUCCAGCAGAUCGUUCCGCAAUGUGAGCCAAAGGAUGUGGUCAUGCUCCUCAACGACCUCUUCACCCGCUUCGACAGAUUGGUCGUGUUGCAAAGGGCCUACUACGUCUACUCCCCAUACUCGUACGCCUACGCUGCCUCUCCGGCCGUGUACGCCUCGCCGUACGCCGCGUACGCCCCGGCCGCGUAUGCCGCCCCUGCUGCCUACGCCGCCGCCCCCGCCUACGCCCUCUGGGGAUCCAACAAGGGAGGAGCCCCGGCCCCUGGAGCUGAAGCCCCUGCCCCGGCCGCUUCCGGACUGACGAACGACGCCAAGAAGAAC
Molecule: messenger RNA, 1701 nt
Organism: Mesorhabditis spiculigera
Lineage: Eukaryota; Metazoa; Nematoda; Chromadorea; Rhabditida; Rhabditidae
Source: the annotation of a GenBank genome assembly